Messenger RNA from Racocetra fulgida, 534 nucleotides. Lineage: Eukaryota; Fungi; Glomeromycota; Glomeromycetes; Diversisporales; Gigasporaceae. The record is from the annotation of a GenBank genome assembly.
AUGGAUCAAUUGAAUACUGAUUUUACAGUUUAUAAUGGUCAUAAAAAACUACCACUUUUCAAUAUGAUUCCAUUAGACCAUUGGCUAAUUGAUGAGCUUCAUGUUAUGUUGAGGAUAACUGACCGUCUUUGGAGUUUAGUCUUGAAUGAAUUAAAAGAUGAAGGACUUUUUGAUGACCUUGCUUGUGAGAAAGAACAAGGAUUAGAAAGCUGGAGCUAUACGUCGUUGAUAGGAGAGGAUAAACUUUAUAAUAACUUACGAGAUAAUACAACAGAUCCGAAUACUUUUAAAAAUGAUGCAAAAGAAUGGUUAACUUUAUUUUUAACACCUUCUAUCAGUAAUUGGGAAGCGGAUGAAGAGGUAGUUUCAGGCCUUUAUUUACCAAGCGAUAUUACACCUUAUAUACAUGUUCUGGUCUAUCAUGUAGCUGAAAUAAUGCAAAUUCACAAGAAUUGGGGAAUAAAAUCUUUCUUAUGUAGUUCCGUUGAAAAAAGAAUCACUUACAAGUAUCUUAUUUCUUCCGUAAAACCUUAA